This is a messenger RNA of Neospora caninum, 600 nucleotides long. Its product is annotated as putative ULK kinase. The record is from RefSeq and is a predicted model, not a curated record. Gene Ontology annotation, molecular function: protein serine/threonine kinase activity; ATP binding. Gene Ontology annotation, cellular component: nucleus. Gene Ontology annotation, biological process: mitotic DNA damage checkpoint signaling; protein phosphorylation. Lineage: Eukaryota; Apicomplexa; Conoidasida; Eucoccidiorida; Sarcocystidae. The transcript has 8 exons. Bases 1 to 600 code for a protein of 199 amino acids.
AUGGGGAACCAACAAGCAGGCUGCUCGGGACUCCGAGGCAGGGAAGGGGACACAGAGCGAAAAGGAUUGCAUGGCUUCGACGGAAAGUACCACCCUCUCCGUGUUUUGGGCAGCGGUCAGUUUUCCACAGUUUAUGAGUGCGUGAGAGUCGACAACCCGAGGGAGCGGUACGCCAUGAAAGUCAUGUCCUGCUGGACUUGGGAUUCUCGAACACUGCGCCGCAUCGAGGAAGAGAUCUCCAUAAUGCAAGAACUCGGCCAAUCGCAUACCUGCUUGUGUCACGGGCUCGCAUUUCUCCAUGAACGAGGUAUCAUCCACCGCGAUAUCAAACCUGAAAACAUCCUCAUUGCAAAGGAUGACGGAAGCACCCUCGAUAUCAAAAUUUCGGACUUCGGGCUUGCCAAGAAAAUUUUUGUUUGGCUGCGCCGCCUUCUGCUCUUUGGAGAUGACCACGUUGUACCAGCAGAUAAUAGAGCGGAAGCUAAGUAUUCUCCCGUCGUCACAGGAGUCAACGGUGUCAGCGGGAGCCUGGAAAUUUCUUCUGGACUUGCUUCAAGUUCAGCCCGAAAAGCGUCUGAACUGGCUGGGAGUCUUCAGUAG